Molecule: messenger RNA, 3480 nt
Organism: Bipolaris victoriae FI3
Lineage: Eukaryota; Fungi; Ascomycota; Dothideomycetes; Pleosporales; Pleosporaceae
Exons: 3
Coding region: 1-3480 (1159 amino acids)
Cellular component (GO): cytosol
Source: RefSeq, a predicted model, not a curated record
AUGACUUCGGACUCCAGCUUCUCCACGCCCUCCGAUUCGCUGCUUCCUGCCCUUGAUCUGCCUUCGCCUUUUUCAGACGCCUCCAAAAAUCCUGCCCACCUUGCCUUUGCCCCGAUAGCGCUGGCGCAGUACCACAACAUUGCCCAAGAGCUGGCCUCCAACAACCUCUACCGCAUCCUACGCGCUCCAGGCCCUAUCCGUGUAUGGGUGUACCGCUGCCUACUCGCCCAACACCAGCUGUGGCAUGACUGGAAUCAGCACGCGAUAUCGCCAGCAAUUACUGUGAAGAAUUCGACAGGCAACAUGGUCGACGGCAGCGUCAACGGUACCGAGAGCGUGGGCGAGUCUGAGCGCCCGGAGAGCUCAAAUGGCAGACCAGCAAGGCCAUACCUUACCCGUCUUCGCCUCGCACUCGCCCCCUAUACCGUUCACUUUCACAAUCCCGGCUAUAUCAGAGACGAUACGCUGCGCAUGUUGGAGCGCGACAUUGUGAAGAAAACACUGGAGGAGUCGCGCAAGAGCUUGGAGUUGCGCGAAGAACUCGGCCUCUCGUGGGAGUUUUGGGACGAGCUUGCAGGCGUACUCAAGGCCGCUGUUCCCUCGCUCGAACGUCGCUGCUUUGCUGCGCCAGAUCCUGCAGCUCCAGAAUAUGAGGGGCUGUCGGGUCCCCUCAUAGCUAGUUACUCACCGAGCCUGCUGAGAGAUCUGGAACGGCUGAACCAGCUUGUGUGCAUUGCGCGCAACGUGUUGGUCCAUGGAGAGCGGGUACAGAAUCUCAGUGCAGAUAGGCUGUUCGACAAGGACAUAUUCGCUCUCAUAAAUGUCUGUGUGCGUGUCACGGCGAGGGGCUACGACGGCGAAGCGGGAACUCAAGACGAGGACAAAUGGCAGGGCGUCAUCAAUGCAUAUAAGAAGCUAUUGAUCACUUGCCUACAAUUCCUGAACAAUCUCAUCGCCAAGAAUGAGCAGCGCAAACUCAUGCUCUGGAUUGAACUCUUUGAUAGCCACCUGGACAAUGAGCUCCCCAACUUCGCCGAUAUGAAAUACAAAAUGGAUGAGUUUCCGCAACAGGAUCAAGAACCACCUCCAGAAGAACAGCCUUUGCCAAGUCACGCAGCGCGGAGCUUGGACACGUUUAAGAUACCUCAACAACCCGCUUCGUCCCCUUUCCUACUCUACAUUGGUGAGACUGGAAAUGACGUCAAGAAGGCUCUCACACAGCACGGAGUCAAGGCUGGUGCAAAUGAGAUUGCCGCUGAGUGCAGAAGACGAUGGCAAACCAUGAGCGAAGAAGAAAAGAACAAAUGGAACAUGCUCUAUGCAGACGUUGUUGCCAGAUACCGGGACCAAAUCACUCAGUCCAGCACAUACCGCAAGGUUGUCGAUCAGCAUGCCAAGAAUGAGGAGAGCGUGCAAGCGCUGGCAAAAAGCAUCAACCAGCUCCAGGUUGAGGUUGACCGAAUGCGCUCAUCCAUUACCGUGUUACCAGGGGACGAGUCCGGCCAAGACCAACCAUCGUCAGCCCAGGAUGGGGAGAAGCAGUCCCCGAAACCAGCAGCGGAUGACUCGUUACUAGAUCCCAGCAUCAAACGGUCUCCCCCGGCAGGUGAGAUCGAUUUCCGUGUGACAUACCCGCCAUCCUUUGGAGCCGAGAUUCUUCAGAAUGGCAAAGAAGACUUGCUCAAGCGUCUGGAGCCAGACCCCGACCGACCAUCAGGGCUAAUCAGUGACGUAGCCUCUCCAACUUCCCCUCCACCAGAGGACGACGAUGAUAAUGACGAUGACUACGACGACAUUCCUGGAGAUGAAGGCCGAGGUCUACUCACAGAUGUUCCCUUGAUUCUGGGACCCACUGAGAUCGAAGUUCUACCCAUGAUCAUCAUGGCUGGCAUCGUUGAGCCACAAGAGGGACAGCCUGGAUAUCACUCGGAUCCGACUGUCUUCAGUAGCGUGAGGAGCAUGCAUGGUGUUCGGUGCCAUCUUCUCCUUGCCCAAGACAACGGAAGAAAUCUACUGCGCGAGCUGUUGAUCUUUGUUGCUGCCUGGGACCUGAGGGAGGAAGAGCUCUACUUCAAGUUCAUGGUGAAAAUCAUGGAAGCCAUCCUUGCGAACCAGCUUCUACCAUUUGCCUAUCAUGCUUUCAGAGAAUCUGAAUCCAAGGAUAUUAUAUCGCCAGCUCAGGCCGUCAUAAUGAAACUUCUCACCAACAUCUUCCGCGCGAGGCAAGCUCGUACCCAGCCCGCCAAAGGCCAUCUCAAAGCGAACCAUCCACAAGUCGAUCAGGGCGACGUUCACAUGGUCAAUUUCCUGCUCACUGAGUUCCGGCGGCAUAUCAUUCCACAGACUUGCGCACUCAUUUUUCUCCAGGGACAAAUUCGGGCUGGACAUGCACAACCUGAGGACUUUCCCCUCAAUCUCUGGGAUAUGGAGCGCAUGUACGAGGGCGUCUACCAAUACUUGGAGUUCUUCGCUAUCCUGACUGAACACGAAACAUGGAAGAGGAUGCUAAGUAACUGGGAGAUUUCUCACGAGCUAGUUACGUUGCUCAAAGAGCUCGAUGCAGCGAUUCCUAAGGGUCAGUUGUCACCACCACCUCUGAGGAAUGUUCAACAUGCCCAACCCACAACUGCACCAGCAGAGGGAGAUGCUUCACAGCAGCAGCAGCAACAACAGUCAUCACAACCCCAACCGGUUGCUGUAGAGCGACCAUAUGACACUACAGCAGGAGCUGCAGAGGCCUAUGCUCCUCCACCAACAUCACCAUCACCUAGGCCGUACAUGGAUGAAGCCGCCGAUGAGCCCUCAGACUUUGAAUGGCGCAACCUUAAGAAGCUUGCCGUACUUGUGCUGAGCUCCCUGGUGUGGAAGAACAAACAAGUACAAGACCAGAUCCGUCCUCUGGGUGGUAUUGAGGCAGUCUUGAAUUGCUGUUCCUAUGACGAGCACAACCCAUAUAUCCGCGAGCAUGCCAUCAUGUGUCUGCGGUUCCUUAUGGAAGGCAACAAAGAAAACCAAGACUGCAUUCAUGCGCUUGAGAGAUAUAGUCAAGAUGCAAUCAACAAAGCCAAGACCUCGACGAACUCAUCAUCUUCUUCAAGCACUCCUGCAGCGGCAAGCGAGAGCAACAACAGAUCACCCGUCAAUGUCCGCGUGCCUGACGAAGUGCUCGAUCAACAAGGGUACGAAACCUACAUGGACAAACAAGGGCAGGUCAUGUUGCGAAAACGACAGCCUCAGCCUCAGCCCCAGCAGCCACUGACAUCUCGCUCAGAUACAGGAAGCAAGGGUAAAGGAAAAGUCGAUGCUGCUACGCUAGGUAGCAUGAGGGAUCCAAAAGCACUUGAGGAUCUGGUACAGCAAGUCAUGCGUGAUCUGCCCCGUGUGCAAGGCCUCAGGGGUGGGGAAGAGAGAGCGGUGGAGGUCGAGGAGGCAUUGAAGAAGCUAGACAAAGGAUUUGACGGUGGGAGCUCGCAAGGUUGA